AUGAACUUACCACCCAGCAUUCUGGCAAUGGUAAUAUCUGAAGCGCUUCUUCUGUAUCACACUGGAUUAAGCAGCAACAGAGAUUAA
Spirodela intermedia is the source of this 87-nucleotide messenger RNA. The record is from the annotation of a GenBank genome assembly. NCBI's taxonomy places the organism in Eukaryota, Viridiplantae, Streptophyta, Magnoliopsida, Alismatales, Araceae.